AUAAAAUUGGAUCAAAGAAACCCAAGCGAAAUCUGCUCCUCACACAUACUACCGAAAUUUGUCAUAAUUAUCAAGUCUGGUCACGACGCAGACCCGACGCGAAACACACAACCAACUAAGCAUUGAGUUCCAGCGGUCUAACGCUCCCACUAUCACUACACACCCUUAGGCGUAUUUUCGCAUUACUUUGUAACCAAAUGCAAACAAAGCACCAUCAAAUACGAGGCAUACAAGAGUAAACGAAAUAUGUUGCACAAUCAGAGUGUCGCGCCCACACUGAGUCCGACGGCGCCCGUUAUGGUCGCGCUGACGACAUCGUUCGUUGUACGCCCCACCAUGGCAGUGCUGCCGGGAGUCUGCCCGCCCAAUUGGAGCAGCAACAACACCUAUGACUGUAUUAACGCGACCAUGGACAAUGGUGUGGGCAUGGGAGGCACUAGCGCAAGUUUCACCGGAUUCCCUGGACAAGAUGGCGCAGCGCUGGGUUAUGAUGGAAAUUACUCUUUACCACGGGAUGGUCUGUUCGAAUUUGAAAUGGACCCAUUGGAGCACGUUGUGUCAACCAUUGUGCCCGUAUUUUUUGGCAUCAUCGGCCUCGCGGGCCUUUUGGGAAAUGCGCUCGUCAUUUUAGUGGUCGUCGCCAACCAGCAGAUGCGCUCCACCACCAACCUGCUUAUUAUCAAUCUAGCCAUUUCCGAUAUACUCUUCGUCAUCUUUUGUGUGCCCUUCACCGCAACCGAUUAUGUGUUGCCCGAAUGGCCAUUCGGCAACUUGUGGUGCAAAUUUGUGCAAUACAUGAUUGUCGUCACCUGUCAUGGCAGCGUCUACACGUUGGUGCUGAUGUCUCUCGAUCGUUUUUUGGCUGUCGUACAUCCGGUCACGAGUAUGUCCCUACGCACCGAACGCAAUGCGAUGCUUGCCAUCAUUUGUGCUUGGGUGGCCAUUGUGACAUCGGCCAUACCCGUGGCGUUAUCGCACUCCGUUCAACUAUACUAUUUCAAAGGACGCAAUUACACAGCGUGUGUCUUUUCAUCGCAUGAGGGAAUCUGGAAUCUCGUUGCUUUUCAGGUCUCUUUUGCCGCUUCAUCAUACGUUACACCACUAACGCUGAUCUUCUUCUUGUACAUGUGCAUGCUGGCACGCCUAUGGAAGAGCGCGCCCGGCUGUAAGCCAUCGGCAGAAUCAAGGAAGGGCAAGCGACGUGUUACACGGAUGGUCGUUGUGGUUGUGUGUGCAUUUGCCAUAUGUUGGCUACCAAUACAUGUUAUACUCGUUCUGAAGGCAUUGGAUAUGUAUGCAUCCACGCAUCUAACGGUUAUUAUUCAAAUCAUCUCACACGUACUGGCGUACACGAACUCCUGCAUUAAUCCAAUACUCUAUGCUUUCCUGUCGGACAAUUUUCGCAAAGCAUUCCGGAAGGUGGUUUGGUGUGGCACACCGCCGCCGAUAAUCAACAACCAGCAGAUCACCAAGACGACGCGCACAACCAACUGCAACGGUACUUCCAAUGUGGAAAUGUUAUAAGCCAGCAAUGGUGAGUUGAUACACGGCAGCAGGCAGGCGAAGGUAAACCGAAAAACGUGCGGCUGUAACAGCAUGCAGGCACAUUUAUGGCUGUGGCAUGCCACAGGUGGUGGUGGCGCUGUUGUUGGUAGUGUUGCGAGUGAUGGUCUUGAGCUACUGCUGCAGCUGCAAUAAACCCGAGGUCGUUAUUAUCGCAACAAAUUGAUUGAAGGAAUCUGCACACAUACAUACACACACAUAUAUAUAUACGCUUACAUACAUGCAUGUGGACACGUGUGUGCGCUUGAAAUGCUUUUGAUGUCAAGCUUAGUCAUGUACAGGUGGAUUGGGGCUGGCAUAUGCUGCGAAAUUUACAUGCACGCAUACAUUUCCGCAUUUGCAUGUAUGCUAUAUAUAUAUGUGUGUGUGUGUUUAUGUGCACGUGUAUGUGUCAUAUGCGCUGCAAAGCAGCCAAGCGGAAUUGAUUUUUUUAUUACAUUUGCAUGUGUGAGUCUGCGUUUGGCGGCAGGCAGACAUUUUUAUUCGAAUAAGAAGCAACUACAAACUAUUGCAUAUACAUAUGUAUAAAUAUAUGUAUGUAUAUUUAGGUAUAUAAUUAUUUGUGCUUGUAUAUAGCAUAAGCUAGUGAUUUAACUAUAUAGUGUACGAGUAUAUAGGCGCUAUAAGUGUGUACAACAGCGGCAAGGCCUUCCCAACGUCCCCCAACGAGCAACCAACGAAUGCAUGCUCCAAUUAUCGGUUUCUUAAACAUUUUAUUCCUAUAUUACAAAAACAAAAAAAUAUAAAAAUAUAUAAUGUUUAAAUUACUUGUGCUAACAGCUUAGCUGUUCAACAAGUGUAGUGAUAAAAUGUAUGCUUUGAAGCAAAGAAAAAAAAACGAAAACAGAAAUUCGAACAUGAGAGCGAAUUCUCGAUUGAUAGGCAAGCUACAUAAUGUUUAAAGAUAUUAUUAAAAAUAAUUAAUUUUAAUUUAGUAAAAAUUGUAUUUUAAUAAAAAAUCAAUUUUAAUUUAAUAAAAAUUUAAUUUUAAUUUAGUAAAACUCAUAAAGCGCUAAAAACACAUAUUGUUCAACUACCAAAAUUAUCACAGCUUUGGUCAUAUCUUUCUGUGAUAAAAGUCGUCUUCGAUUCGCCACAGUUCUACUCGCUACUUUUAGUUUUGCUUACUUAGAAAAAAUUUAUAUGUGAAGGCGCAGCAAAAAAAAGACAAAUAAGAUAACUCAUUAAGAAGUAUAAACUUCUGUUGCAUCGCCACGCUUUUAUACCAAUCAGGUACUCAAUUUAUACCAGUUGUUUGUUCGAUUCGUCAAACUCCAAAUAAUGAUGAAAUCAAGCGAGCUAAUAACACAUCGAAUUAAAAGGUGCCCAAAGCCUACGGCCAACUCUUUCAAUCUGGUAUAGCUUUUGAAAUGUUAGACGACUCCCUCUGAAGACUACAACUAAAAAACACUAAGUAAUCGCUUCGAGCUGGAUAAAGUCAUAUGCUCAUAUAGUGUUAGAAAGGUGAGAUUUUAUGCUU
Molecule: messenger RNA, 3043 nt
Organism: Bactrocera dorsalis (oriental fruit fly)
Lineage: Eukaryota; Metazoa; Arthropoda; Insecta; Diptera; Tephritidae
Product: allatostatin-A receptor
Exons: 7
Coding region: 247-1524 (425 amino acids)
Biological process (GO): G protein-coupled receptor signaling pathway
Cellular component (GO): membrane
Molecular function (GO): G protein-coupled receptor activity
Source: RefSeq, a predicted model, not a curated record